Messenger RNA from [Torrubiella] hemipterigena, 3516 nucleotides. The record is from the annotation of a GenBank genome assembly. Lineage: Eukaryota; Fungi; Ascomycota; Sordariomycetes; Hypocreales; Clavicipitaceae.
GACAAAUAUCGCCACUGAAAAAGUAACUCGUCCGAUCUAAGAUUUACUACCAUGUGUGUGGGAUCAGCAUCGAAUGCCGCUUCUACAUCGGAGCGUGAGCUGCUCCCGACCGUUGUUGUUCCGCGCCACUACCGGCUCUCUUUAGAGCCCGAUUUGACAUCGCACACAUUCCAAGGGACUGUCUCAAUCGACCUUGACGUUCAGCAAGAUACAGAAACUAUAACUCUUCAUGUGUGGGAUAUCGUGGUACAAAAAGCGGCUCUUUUACAGGAUUUGCAGACACUCUGCACCAACCCUACCGUCGCAUACGAUUCCUAUAAACAGACGGCUGAGCUUAAAUUUACCAAGCGAGUUAAUGCUGGAACGAAGGCUCGCGUUGAUAUUUCUUUCUCUGGCAACCUAAAUGACGAGUUGGUUGGCUUCUAUCGAUCUACCUAUCGAAGAAAGGAUGGAAGCCUUGGGGUUAUGGCCACAACCCAGAUGGAGGCUACCGGGGCUCGCAGGGCAUUCCCUUGUUUUGACGAGCCUUUGUUGAAGGCAACCUUUGACGUCACGCUUAUUGCAAGCAAGGGGCUUACCUGUUUAUCUAACAUGGACGUUGCUAGCGAGAGUGAAGUCAUCUCGUCCGUCAACAAUGAGGCUAAACAGAGUGUUUCCUUUAACACAACCCCGAUUAUGUCAACAUAUCUCAUCGCUUUCAUCGUUGGCGAACUCAACUACGUGGAAUCUAAUGAAUUCCGAGUUCCUGUCCGAGUCUAUAUGCCCCCAGAGUUCGACGUUAGCCUCGGCCAAUUUGCUGCCAGUUUAGGCGCGAAGACCGUCGCCUUCUAUGAAGAGAAAUUUGGCAUACAAUACCCUCUACCAAAGCUUGAUCAGAUUGCUCUCCUCGACUUUGCGCAGGGGGCUAUGGAGAACUGGGGCUUGCUCACUUAUAGAGCUGUCUAUCUCCUCUUUGAUGACAAAACUGCGAGUACCAGUAGCAAACAACUCGUUGCGUCGACUGUACAGCAUGAAAUCGCUCACCAAUGGUUCGGAAACCUCGUCACUAUGGACUGGUGGGAGGGCUUGUGGUUGAAGGAAGGGUUUGCGGACUGGGCUGCCUGGUAUGCCGGCGACCAUUUCUUCCCCGAGUGGAAGCUAUGGCCAUCUUCCAUCAUUGAAGGGUUGGAAAAUGCUAUGUCGGCUGACGCUAUGCGCAGCAGUCACCCUGUUGAGGUGCCUGUAAAGAGGGCCGAUGAAAUUAGUGAAAUUUUUGACCACAUCUCGUACGAGAAAGGUUGUGCAGUCGUCAAGAUGACAAGCAAUUAUGUUGGCGAGGAUAUCUUCUUCCAAGGCAUACGCCACUAUCUUCAGAAGUAUGCAUACGGAAAUACGAAAACCACCGAUUUGUGGACUACACUAAGCGAAGUGAGCGGUAAACCAGUCCACGAUAUUAUGAACGUCUGGACAACGGAGAUGGGAUAUCCAGUUGUUUCUGUUACUGAAGACUUUGAAUCGUCAAAGAUUCAUUUGAAGCAGAAUCGAUUCCUCCGUACUGGAGACGUAACAGAAGCUGAAGAUGCAAUUCUGUACCCGAUUCCUCUGGGGCUUCGGACAACAGACGCGAUUGACCGUGAGCUAGUUAUGACACAAAGAGAGAUGACGGUCGAGUUGCCAGAGGAUAAAUUCUUCAAGUUGAAUGCGAACCAAGGUUCCAUCUUCCGCACGCUUUACACACCAGAAAAGCUACGUCGUCUGGGCGAAGCUGCCGCAGCUGGCUUGCUCUCUAUUGAAGAUCGUGUUGGUCUAGUUACAGAUGCGAGCGAACUGUCAAUUGCUGGCCACCAUCCAACCUCUGCUGUCCUGGACUUGCUCAAAAUUAUGCGUUCCGAAACAGAUUACUUUGUAUUAGCAGCUAUGUCUAGGUUUCUAGGCAAGCUCUCUCUGGCUUGGAACGAUGCAGAGGCCGAUGUUAGGAAUGCCUUAUCUGCCUUUCAACGGGAUUUAUUCUCAGAAAAGGCUCACCGUAUUGGCUGGGAAAUCACAGAUAGCGACUCUCUUUUGGACCGUGAGCUCAAAACCCUUCUCUUUAGUGCAGCGGGCUCGGCAGGUGAUGAGGAAGUCAUUGCCGCUGCGCUGAAAAUCUAUUCCGAGCUUUUGAAUGGCAAAAUCAAGACCAUUCAACCAAAUCUUCGCAUCCCUGUGUACAGGUUGGCUUUGGAACAUGGAGGAGUUUUGGAGUUUGAAAAGUUUACUGAAAUUUGGACGACAACGACGAAUUCCGACGAGGUUCAGAGCUGUAAAAAGGCUCUUGGUGCUGUAAACGGUGACCUCCAGCAUCGAGCUAUUGAAUUCAUAAAGAGCGAUUCUGUGAGAAAGGGAGACUUACCAGCAGUGGUUGAGUACUUCACGUCCCAAGAAGCAUCUGUAUCUGUAACCAAGUUCGUCAUGGAAGAUUGGGAUUGGAUAGUUUCGAACUUUAUCCCUGGUCUCCCGCUACUACCGAAGAUUGUUGAGAAUAGCAUGCAGAGUCUCUCGACGGAGGGGCAGCUGAACGAAGUAACUGCCUUCUUUGAAGCUAAGAAGAACGAUGGAUACGUCAGCGCCCUGGCAAGGGCUAAGAACAGUAUACAAACCAAAGUUAACUGGCGCAAACGAGACGCUGUUGAUGUUGCGGGAUGGCUGAAGGCAAACAACUACCUGGAGUAAAAUAUUGGGGGAUGCUACAUUCCAGCUAUAGUAAAGGCCGUUUUGUUAGAAAUAUAGUAUGCUCGAAUUUUGCAACAAUUUAUUCUACCCAGUGCAUCUUUCUGACGGAUGCCGCCAGACUAGCCCGAGGCCAUCAAAGACUCGCCGUUCAGCCUCCAGCUCCGUUGUUGCACUGCCCAUAUCGCUUGACUCUACAUCUAUCCACAUACCCGUAGAUCUGGAACGGAUGCCACUGCUGUCAAACUUAUAGCCUUUUUCUUCCUUACAGUAUCGGCGCAAAUCGCGCUGAAACGUGGUCUCUCCGCUCCAACCCAGGACUGCACAUCCCACUGUCUUCCAGGGACUAAUGAUGAUGUCCACACGCCGGUGCAAUGAAUCAUCAUCACCUGGAUCCUUCCAUACGACCAAUGCUUUGUCAAGGGUGUCAAAACCGCUCCCCCAUUCGGCACCAUUCUGCUUCCAAGGAAGCGGCGCCUGCCCUCGCUCACUGUUUGUGUGCCAAAGGCUAAGGGUAUGCGUGAUAAAAUUAGACCGCUCGAGCGCAAUGACAACUUUAUCAAUGGCGUCAGUCGUUUUUGAUUCAUCUUUGUGGCUUAAAAUGACGUCGACGUCGUUGCUGUCAUCCCGGCCGCGUCGAUAACUGCCGACAAUAGUCAUUUGGAAACCAGCAUCUAGCGUGCGAGCAUGCCGCAGAAUCUCAUGUCCAAUCUUUUCAACUUCUGCCCUCGGAAUACGUUGCGCAAAUUCUGAAUAAUACUUGGUGCCUAUCUGCUGGACUCUACUAAGAGAGUUCCAGCCGUAUUCGAUAAUAUCAUCCAGAUCUCGCCA